AUGGGCCCUAAUGGCUUCUCCAAAAACUGCUCCACAUCAAAUCUCACAUGCUUUUUCUCCAACCUGCAGUGUGCCAGCAGCUACACUGUUCAAGUCAGGUCCCAGGACAGCCUUUGCAUUAGCGUUCCCAUUCAAACUGCAGCAACAACAGGCCCAUGUGAUCCAGUAAAUGUGACGAGUGUCCUGCAGUGUGGUUCAGACAAAGCUACGGUCUACUGGGUUGAAGGUGCUGGAGCUGUAGCCUACACUGUUCUCGCUCAGGAAGGGGGAUCCCAUCAGUAUGCUUCCUGUAGGAGUAACAACACUUCCUGUGAGCUUAACCAGCUGCAGUGUGGGAAAGUGUACAACUUGUCAGUACUGGCUGAAGAUGCCACCUGUAACAGCACUGGAGGGACUACAGGAACCAUGAUGACAGCUCCAUGUUCUCCGUCCAUCCAGAGCAGCACUCUGACAUGUGGAAACAGUUCUGCUCUUUUGACCUGGACACCAGUGGAUGGUGCCACAGGUUUUAUAGUUAAUGCAACAGCUGGGAACGGGCACAGUGUUUCCUGCAGCUCACACACAGCUUCAUGCAGCCUAACAGACCUCCUGUGUGGCCAGAUCUACUCAGCUUCAGUCACUGCACGAGGGAACCAGUGUGACAGUCCACCUGGACCCAGCGCCAACAUUACCACAACUCCAUGUUCUCCUGUUGUCACAUCUAAAGAGUACGACUGUGGCACCAGCACAGCAGUGAUUAGCUGGCCUUAUGCCGCAGGAACCAUCCGCUUCCUUGCUUGGGUAGCAGGGGAAGGGUAUAGAGACAGCUGCCAGACUACAAACACCAGCUGCAUGUUCAGAAAUCUACCCUGUGGCUUGGAUUUUAAUCUAACUGUCCAAGCUCAGGGAGCCGAGUGCAACAGCAGCAUCAGCGCCAGCGAAUCCCUACAAACAGUCCCAUGUGCCCCGGAGAACGUGAGCACCACCACUCUGUGCACCACUCACUCAGCUCUAAUAACUUGGGUGGGCAGUCCCGGUGCUGUUGGACACAAUGUGACGGUGACGGGCCAGGACGGUCACACCCACCUCUGUCACACCAACUCAACCACAUGUCACCUCACAGACCUUCACUGUGGGGAAACCUACAGCGUUACAGCCACAUCAUACUCACGGACAUGCACAGGAAUCCAGAGUGCACCUUCCAGCUUUAGAGCUGCAACACUACUGUGUCUCCUGCUUGUGAGGACAGCGCCAUCUCUUGGACUCCAGUGA
Girardinichthys multiradiatus is the source of this 1251-nucleotide messenger RNA. Its product is annotated as fibronectin type III domain-containing protein 7-like. Lineage: Eukaryota; Metazoa; Chordata; Actinopteri; Cyprinodontiformes; Goodeidae. Gene Ontology annotation, molecular function: protein binding. The transcript is spliced from 6 exons. Bases 1 to 1251 code for a protein of 416 amino acids. The record is from RefSeq and is a predicted model, not a curated record.